Xiphophorus couchianus (Monterrey platyfish) is the source of this 8713-nucleotide messenger RNA. RefSeq names its product discs, large (Drosophila) homolog-associated protein 2b (gene dlgap2b). Bases 442 to 3120 code for a protein of 892 amino acids. The transcript is spliced from 6 exons. Gene Ontology annotation, cellular component: postsynaptic specialization; glutamatergic synapse. The record is from RefSeq and is a predicted model, not a curated record. Lineage: Eukaryota; Metazoa; Chordata; Actinopteri; Cyprinodontiformes; Poeciliidae. Gene Ontology annotation, biological process: signaling. Gene Ontology annotation, molecular function: molecular adaptor activity.
GCUUGAACACACUGUUGUUUUUUUAAUCCAGCAGUUUCACUUUAAAUCCUGAAUAUCAUGUAUGUGCUUUUGCUUUUACGUCAAUUGCGCUAUUAUCAAAAAAAUAAAAAUAAAAAUAAAAAAUCGUCACUGUCAAAUUGUUUCCUUGCUUCAGGUGAGAACUUUGGUGUAACAGUAAAUCUGUUGACGGCAGACCAAUACUUGGCCAGUAUAGGCGCAGACUUUGUAAAAAUGGCGUCUGAUGCAGGUUGCCCAGAGACCAGCAGCAGAGCUCUUAUUGACUAAAACAACAUCAGUGUUUUGUAAGUCAUCUCUCCAAGGGAUGAAGUCUGCCGUUGCGUCGAGAGUUGCGUCGGACAGGGAAGCGCACACCAACCGCCUUCAUCAUUUUUGCCAUCAUGGGAAUCUACGGCCGCACUGCUGCACAGCUCUCUAACCAACAUGAAUGUCUUUACGCGUUCCAGGGGACAUGAUCGCCGUUCGCUCGUUUAUCGCCCGUUUACGAUUGAAGAAGAAGAAGUGACCUUCUCUGAGGCGGAGGAUGUCAGCUCUGAAAAAGACCAGACGUUUACAUCUUGGUCCCCACCUCGGAAGGUAAAUGAAGGCAGACGUCUCCCCCCUGCCAGGAACAUGAAGGGCUUAUCGGGCAGUCGUUCCCAGCAUCAUAUCCCUUUACCUCAUGGUUUGGACUACGAUCCCCACAUUCACGAUUUCCAUGGCCACCAUGGCUCUGACUCCCGCCACCCGUCAUACCUGCUCAGCCCCACAGAGAGCUGCCCCGUGGACUUCCACCACCGGUACUCGCCCCGAAGCUCCAUCCACUCUGACUGCAUGAUGAUGUCCCCUGUCAUGAUGCCCCCACCUGCCGCAUCAGACCACAUCUCCAGCAGCACCUUCCCCAGAAUGCACUACAGCUCUCAGUAUUACGACUCAGCCACCCGGGAAGACUGUGCUGCCAUUACGGCCUCCGCCACCUCGCCGGCUGUCGCUGCUGCGGCAGCCGCUGCUGCUGCCUCCUCCCACCACGCCGGCACUAAAAGCAAUCGCCUUCCAGCUAACCUGCUAGACCAGUUUGAGAAACAACUGCCACUUCACCGCGAUGGCUUCCACACGCUACAGUACCAACGCACGUCCACAACCACUGAGCAACGCAGCGAGAGUCCCGGCCGCAUCAGACACCUCGUUCAUUCUGUUCAAAAACUAUUCACCAAGUCCCACUCUUUGGAGGGGUCAUCCAAGAUGAAUGGCACAAAAGGUGAUUUAGGAGGUGGAGGAGCAGGGUCUUAUUACCAUCAUGGCCACCACUCCACCAAACAUGGCAGCAAGAGGAGCAAAAGUAAAGAACGUAAGCACCGCUCUGGAGGUUGGUGGAGCUCUGAUGACAACUUGGACAGUGACAGCACCUACCGCACACCAAGUAUAAUGUCGAGACACCACGGGGAACAUGUCAGCCACUGCUACCCAGAAUCCAUGCACAGCCAUCACUUUGGUGAAAUGUCGCUCAAGGGCUCCAAGAGUAACAAUGAUGUCAAGUGCUCAGCCUGUGAAAGCAUGGCCAUGGCACCCGAGGGCAAAUUCAUGAAGAGGAGCUCCUGGUCAACACUAACAGUCAGCCAAGCCAAGGAGGCCUAUAGGAAGUCAUCGCUUAAUUUGGACAAACCCAUGAUGCACACCGACCUCAAAACGUCUUCACGAGCAUGUCAUUACCUUCAGGUACCCCAAGAUGAGUGGAGCGGUUACCCCGGUGACAAAGAUGAGGAGAUUCCAUGUCGCCGCAUGCGGAGCAGUAGCUAUGUCAAAGCUAUGGGGGAGCUGGAGGAUGAAAGCGGAGACUCCGACACGAGUCCUAAGACUUCUCCACAGGCAGCCAUUCGUCCUGAUGCUCUUGUCCUUAAAUCAGCCAUGCAGAGACCCCAUUUAGACUCCCAAAGCCAGGGUUACCACUUGCAAACCAGAGAUUUGCGGCCCCACCCAAGUGUCACGCUGGAUCCUGCCACCUCCUUUCAUCCCCCUCCUUUUCGCUCUCGCAACCAGAGCUACAUGCGUGCCGUUAGCACCCUCAGUCAAGCUAGCUGCGUCAGCCAGGUGAGUGAGACUGAGAUCAAUGGCCAGUUUGAGUCAGUUUGCGAGUCCGUUUUUAGUGAAGUAGAAUCACAGGCCAUGGAGGCCUUGGACCUGCCUGGUUCGUUCCGCACUCGAAGCCACAGUUACCUCCGUGCAAUUCAGGCUGGUUAUUCCCAAGAUGACGACUGCUUGCCUUCAAUGACAUCCUCCACUGUCACUUCAACUCUCAGAUCCACAACAGAGGGAUAUGAUCUUGUGGAUGCCACAUCCUUGCUAAAUGAUGACAUGAUAGAGGAUGAUGACGGUGCUAGCUCCUCUGCCUAUGCAGAGCUGGAGCGGCUAGAGAGAGAGACUGCCGCUGCUCGAAGCCAGCAUAGCACUAGCUCAACUGUAACAGCCAUCUCCGUCCCCCCAGCAACGCCACCUUCAUAUAGGGUCCCUGCUGCUUCACCCAUUGCCACCACUGAGCCACCAGUACCCCAAGCGCUCCAGGCUUUCAAGGAGUCUGCCAACAUGGUUGCUGCCUUCAACUUGCAAUGGAAGGACGAAAUCUCUGCAAUGCGCUACGAGCUAGCAGAGCUGCGUAGAGAUGUCUGUGGAGAGUUAAAAACUUUCAACAGCAACUUCUUCAACUUCACUCAGUGCUACAAUAUGUGGACUUUAUGCCGGGAGCCCUGCAGUGAUAACACCACACAGACAGACAACAGAGUGUCCAUAGGAAUUCAAGCAGGCUCAAGCUGGUCAGUUAGACAUCAUACAGAGGACAAGUCAGUGAUGUGUCAACCAGAGCCAGCACCUUUCAGCAUUAUGGACUUUAUGGACCCACCUCGAAUUGAAAUCAUCGAAGGAACUCCUGAAAGCACACCGGAGGGGUCCGGCAGUCCUGCAAGUCCACUACCAAUAGAGGACUUCCCAUGGGAGAUUACCAAGAAGCAAAAGGCUCAUAAGCAGUCAGACACAAGUGGCCACACAGGUGGUCACAGAAGUGCCAGUCUAGAACUGUGGAGCAGAAAGUACACCAGUGGGCCCAUGUCAUAUUUGUCUAUGUCAUUCUAAUCAUCUGCAUUUUCUGCAUACUGUAAAAGGAUUUAAAAAGAUCCAGAUUAAGAGCCAGAUAUGUAAAGAAAAGCUGUUGUUAUAUGUCCCUUUACUCUAUGCAGACACAGUCUGUCAUCUCUUGAACUGCUUACAAUAAGUUUCCAAGUAUUUUUUUUAACAAGUGUCUUGCUAAGCCAUGGAAUAAAAGAGGGUGAUUUUGUUUUACACCAGAGUCAGGUAAGAUAUGAAUGCGAGAGAGAAUGUGGCUGAUAUUUCAGAUCCUCAAGUGCCAAAAAGUGCAUCAUUAGCUAUCCUUCACUGUCCUUACAUACCUUAAUUACUGAGAGAGAGAAAUACUGUUCGCAUAAUAGAAAAUGUAAGGAAUAUUUAGACUGAAUCCCAUUUUAAGGCCUUAAAGGUGUCUCUAAAUCUUUGAUGAAAUUAACAUCAAUUCAGUUAGUCGAAAGUGUUUUAAAAAGUGAUUUAAAAAAAGAAUACUUUCUAGGCCUGUUUACCAGGCCUAGAACGCCAAACUUCUUCACCCUUAACAUUUAUCAUGCAGUACAAUUAGAAUACCCUUACCACUGGUGUCAAUGUUUAACAAAUGUAGGGGCACGACUUAGCUGAAGUAAAAAGAGAAAUGGGAUUCAUUCUAAUUUACAAAUCAAUAAAAAGGUGUUUUUGGACCACAGAAACCUUUUCUUGGUUUAGGUACCUAUCAGGAGAAAUUUCUCCUUGUUUUAUAAAAGUUCCUAUUAGGAUUUUAUUACCUACAACAAUAGUAAAGAAAGUAAGUUAAAAUACUAAGUUAUGUGACAGAAAAUUAUAUGAAAAUUGGCAUAGACACCCAAAACAUCCCAUGGACAAUCAAAAAUUUCAAAUAAAAAAUACAGAAACUUAAAUGGAACGUCUCAGUUUACCUGUCCAUCAACAAGCCUUUACAUGUAAUCUUGUGUAAUGGUUCACAUCCAAAGGAACAAGAUGCUCAUACAAGCUGCUGAAGUGAGAUUCCUCCAGGGGCUCACCUUCCGAUUGCAAUUCAUUCAGUCAUUCAGAGGAAUUUUCUUAAUUUCCCUUCUACUUGUAUAACCCAAUCUCGGACAAACAGAUCAUUCAAGCCAGAGAUUUACACGUCCCAUAAUCCUGGUUAGAAUUACACCAGCUCAAAUUACAAUCUCAAGUAUGUGAGAGAAAAUCAGUGACCUUCACAUACAAAGGAAGGACAUGUAAAUACUACACAAACCGGGCACAACCAAUAGUCAAAGCUGCAAACUUUUUACUGUUUGAUCAGAGACAAAGUUAACCUCAUUGCAAUCCUGUUUCUUCACGGUCAUUCCUGCCUCUCCUUCAAUCCUGCACAAAAUGCAUAGGAGACAGUAUGUGUUGAAAACAUAUGGCUAUGAGGAUGUUAGCCUAUUUACAGCUUUCUGGUAUGUCAUUAACUUAAAUCAUCAUUAAUACCUGGAGCUCAAAGUCAAAAAAUAACACUAUGAGCAUAUUCAGCUUCCAAACCUGUCAGUGAGCCUUCAGAACUGGUUGGUCCAAAAACACCUACUAUACAGGGAGGCAAAUAGUGGCAUGUUUCUGCACAUUAAUCUGAAUAGAUCAUGUUCAUUCCAGUUUCUCAUUAUGUAGAAACAUCUUAAGCACCUACAUAUACUGAAAAAAUACUGUGAAUACGUUUAUAACUUUAUAAAACAUAGUUUUGUAAUGAAUGCAUUAAAUAAUACAUUAUUUAAGAAUAUAUUGAUAUACUACUGACAUUCUAGUUAUUUCAAUCAAAGCAUUCCUUUGCCAUUGCCUUCAUCCAUUUGUAGCAAGUUGCAGCGGAAAUGGGCAUUCCUGAAAAAAUUUAUAACAAGUUGGUUAAUAAACUACACAGCCACAUUAUUUAAAUAGAAGAUACCAUGAUCUAAUGACAGGAAUAUAACACCCUAUCAAGUUUGUAGACAUUUCCACAACACUGUGUUGAAUGCUUCGUCUCAAGGCUCUGCAAAACUUCAUCCUCAAACAGAAUUGUUUACAAUAAUUCAAUCUGAGUGACCAUGAGACCCAACUUCGUCAGGAAGGUGAAACAGGAAAGCGAUUCAUGCUGAUCAUGAAGGAUGGAAAUAUUAAGUUCAGUCCAUUCCAGCACAAACUAAAUUUAUGUUACAUCUCUAUAAAUGUACAAUAUAUACAUGUAUCAUUUUGUAUAUAGACAAACUUAUAUUCAAAACUUGUACUGUUUGUAGUUACAAAAAAUACUGUGUUCUGAUAGAACUGCGAGGAAUUGUUGAGGUAAAUGUGGUUCUUAACAAAAAGGUUUUUACUUCUUACUCUUCCCCAGCUAUUUGUUUUACUGUUAACUACUUAACUGUUUCUUUUUCUUUUGGCACAUAUGAUGAAAUUUGUAAUUUCUCCUAUUUUGUAUGUGGUAUUCACUGGAGGCCCUCACAUGUUUGAUACAGUGUCUUAUCAGUUAAAGUUUAUAUUUUAAAAGACACUAUGACAAACACAGACUUUCAUCAGUUCUUUUAAUGUUGCUUUUAAUUUGAGUUAAUUUGAUCAUAAUCAGCAAUUGUAGAAUUUUUCCCAUAAUCCCGACUCGGGCAGUUUAUAACUUCUGAAUUGUAAUAAUUAAACAUUAUCCCUACAAGUAGACAAUCAGAGCCGACAAAGGCCUCUACCUCUUAGAAAUGUCCCCAGAGGUGCAGUGUAGUACCGCUGAAUGUUCCAACACCGCCUCACUAGUGACGGCUAAGGUGGACUCCUGUCUUAAUGGAUAGGGGGUCUCAAUCAUUAUUUUGUCUCAUAACUGCCACAGCCAUUUCAUCUCCUAUAUCACUUUACCGACAUGGCGUACCAAAGCUCACACAGACAUGAACAGAUCUGUGACCAACAAGCCAACAUUUGACAGCACUUAAAUCUGAAAGAGAUUUGCAGCAUUGAAAAGGAAUAAAAAGAAAGGCAUUAUCGCCUAAGUUUAUAAAAAGUAAAAUUGCUCCCUUUCUACACUAACAAAAGACAAAAUUUAUCAAACAUAUAAUAUUUUGAAUUAUAUUAAUAAAGAGUUGAACCACUUUAAAUUUGAACUUAAGGCCAUACACGAAACUGCAGAAAAGACCCUAGGGUUCUUGCAGUUGCUCUGUCUAAAAAAGCAGGGAAAUUUAUGUCUUGAACAUGUGAACAUUUUUCUCAAUUUCUAAAAUUGCUACGAACAUGAAGUGUAUCAAUGUCAUUUCCUCUUCAAACAUGGUAUGUGCAAAGACAUCCAAAAGGUUAAUUUUUUAUGUUAUCUAACCAGACUGUACUCUCCCAGUAUUUAAUUGGCCUCUCAAAGGUUCUGCAUCAAAUAUUAUCGUUUCUACAUGUUUUUAUCUUCAGCAGGGGAGUCUUGCUGAAGACUCCCCUGUGCACAGAGGCCAAUGUGGCUAGUCUUUUUCACAAUGGUCAGUGACUCUUGAACAGCUAUUCUAAUUAUUUUGAUUCCUCUGUCUAUAAAUAUUGGAAGAAAUUCCUGAUUGUGACUGGUGUUUGGUACGACAUGGGUCACUGGAAUGCUCAGAUCUGUAGAAAUAUAAAUGUAAACAAUUCCAUCAGUAGGUUUAGCAAGAAGCUGCAAAAGUAUUGAAGAGCACCUUGCUUUUAUCAAUCAUAAAAGGCUUUUGAGAGAUUAGUAAUAAAAAAAUUUAUAGGCCAUAAAUUAGGUCUUUAUAUAUACACACACUGAUAUUAUAUGCACUAUAAGCACUGACAGAUUACAUACAUUUUUAUGGUUUUGAAUAUCUUUUAGCAUCAAAUUUACUACAGGUGUGAAAUGCUUGUUCCCAGAGUCAUUCCAAUUUACGACACGUAAUUAAUAGACCUAUUCACUUUGAUAUCUUUGUAUGUGUGAAUUGCUAUUUUUAGUAGCCACCGGCAUCUUUUAUGAAGAUCACCUCAAUAACCCAGUGAGACCAAUUUUAACUAGGAAAAACAUUGAUGUGUUCAAUACGUAUUUUCCUUGCUCUUUCAGUAAAAUUGAUUAAAAUCCAAUAUAUAUUUUUUACAAAGGAGAAUUUCUCAAUGACAUGUUUUACUUAUUAUUGGUUUAACAACACUAAACCAUGGAGCUUGGAAGAGCUGGAUGCAAUGGAGAUUAUUGUCAAACAUAGCCACUUGCAAUACAGAGAAGAAAUUUCCAAAAUAUUUUCACUUAUUACUCCACUUAAAACAUCAUUACUGAGGCCAAAUGCUGGAUUUUUGCAAAUAAAUCAGAGGAGAAGGCUCCUGACUGUGACAAACAUCCUUUAGUAAUCCAAUGAAUCUAAAAAAAUAUCCACUAUUUUGAUUUGGGUUUUUUUUAAGAUGUUUACGCUAGAUUUUCUGAUUCAAUUCUCUUCCUAUUGUUUUAAUUGUGUAAACAGAUUUAAAGGUGCUGUAGACUGGCAAGUCAUGAUGUCUUCAAUUUACAUUUAUUCAUGCUAUGCAAGUCCUUUAUUUUUAUAUGUAUACCAUCAAAGUAUGUGCCGGUUGUACUAUUAAUAAAUAACACAAAGCGUGACUGGCUGAAAUAGAAUGGAACCUGGAAAAGUACUGAUUAACAAAAUUAUACAUAUGCUUUGAUUUAGUUGUUCAUUUUUAAGUUUACUGACAACAUACAUGCUUUUCUCAGAUAGUUAACAUCAUAACUUGCACAUAAUGCUAAAAAUCUAAGAGGUUGUUGGUGAGAUUACUGCCAUGUAGUAGCAUUUGCAUGAUUUGUGCCAUUAUGUAGAAAAUAAUCAUCUCUACAUCACUCAGAAUGUACACACAGUUGUGUACAUUCUGAGAUUGUACACAGCAUUCUCAGAUUACACACAGCUGUGUGUACAUUCACAGCUUAUUAUUUGUGAAUGUAUAUUAUCACCCCAAAAGACCUGUUAGUAUAUAAUUUUUAAUAUUGUAUACUAAUAUUUUUGUAAAUUUUCUCAAUUUACAAAAAAGCUAACUAGUAAUCAAUAGAUUCUAGGUAACUUCCCCACAUAGAUUAUUCCAGUUUGUCAUUAUUAUUUUAUCACAUAGCCCAAAGAUGUUAUUCUUUCCUUGAACAAAGUGGAAAUGUAGCAAAAUAAACAGAUCUAAACAAUAUUUUAAAAUGAUAUAUAAAUAUAGCUAUAUACACAGAAUUAAAUAUUUAACAAAUCUGAAGAAAAAAACCUGGAUAGUCACCAUUAUUUUUAAACAUGCAACUUUAUUUUGUGUAAUGAAAUAUCUACAGUAAGUGUUUGUGAGAGUUUCUGAAUUGCUUACAAUAGCUAAUAUGUUACAGCACCCUCUCAUCUCAUUAUGUUUUGUUUCCUUUUACUUGUAAACCAGAGAUUUAAUGCAACAACUGUGCCAAAUCUGUGAAGUCCAGGUAGGACAAAGGUUUCUGGAUGGACUCUGACCUUGUAAAACUGCUUGAAUACAAACCUUCUUUCCCAUUUUGUGUUUUUCUCCCUUAUUUAAUGCGAGUGUCUUGGAUAAAGUGUUAUUUUCUAUUCAUACUGCAGUUUACAGGAAAACUUCUGACAUCUUCUUUUUGUAAAACAUUUGUUUAGCUUGCAUUUUUGUUAGCCUUUGUCUAUUUUGUUAAACUAAAGAAAAGAAAAACAUUUUCUUUAAUGGC